Molecule: messenger RNA, 1407 nt
Organism: Lachancea meyersii CBS 8951
Lineage: Eukaryota; Fungi; Ascomycota; Saccharomycetes; Saccharomycetales; Saccharomycetaceae
Source: the annotation of a GenBank genome assembly
AUGGCCAGAAGAUCACUUUGGCAGAGGCAUAGAAACAAGGUUUUGUUUUCGUCCGCGACGGUCGCCUUUAUUUUCAGUACCGGCGCCGUCUCUCUUUACCUCAUCAAGAAAUGGCUCUGGCGACAACAACUGAAAAUAACCGAGCAACAAUUCGUGAAAGAGCAGAUCAAGCGCAGGUUUACACAGACCCAGCAGGAUGCCCUUUAUACCAUGUACGAGCUUGUUCCGGUCCUCUCACUCGUAUUGGUGAAAGACUUGAACGUGGACGAAAUCGUGGGAUCGCUCAAGGGCAAGAAGCUGCUUAGAAAGCUCUCACGCGACUUCAAAGAUGCAGAACGCGACGGUCUUUCUUCAGGAAUGAGCACGAGCGUCACAGAGGCACAAGCCACAGCCAACGCCACCCCAGAUAAUGCGCGUACUAAAGCAGAAUUGUGGAAUGACCUCAAGCUGAAAUCACUAGUCAAGCUAUGCACUGUGAUAUACAGUGUUUCCUCACUUUUGUUGCUCACACGACUGCAGCUAAACAUUCUAGCUAGAAGAGAGUACCUCGAGAGCGCCGUGAAGGUUGCAGUCGAAAAAAAAUCGUCUACCCCGGGAUUCUUCACCUCUUGGAUAAACAGCAUAUGGCAAACGCCGCCCAACACGUCCCAAGCCUUCCAAAAGGAAAAUUCGGUGAGCACGGAUCUUUCAGAGGAAGCGCAACAAAUUCGGAAAUCUAGUUAUAUCAACGAGCAAGCAUUUUUAUCAUUUUCCUGGUGGCUAUUAAAUCGUGGAUGGCUGCAGUUCAAAUCCUUAGCUGAAAAGCUAGUCGAGCGUGAAUUUGGAGAAUUAAAUCCACGCGACGUGCUCUCGGUUGAGGAUUUCGGAGAAAGAUUGUCGCGCGUCCUGCAUUCCAUCAACAAGGAGCUUUUGGUUCAACCUCAACACCAAUCAAAGGACGAAAAACAGCCAGUAAAGCAGAUUUUACUGCCUGAUUCAAAUCUCGAGCAAUUCGUGUUGCAGCAAACGCUAGACCCGGAUGCACUCAAACAGUUGUAUGACGAUAACACUGUUUUGCGGCAACUUUUGAACGAGACUAGCAAAUGUGUUCAAUCCACUGCGUCUUUAGUUGUGCUGGAGAGUCUGGUCAACGAUGCAUUCCAGUUCACCAUGUUGCAUGUUGAGGAAAGUGUUGCCAAAAAGAACAAGCGCAAGCCUGUGGAUGAUGAUGCCUCUUCAGUGGCUGCAUCGACUGCAGCUGAUGUGAAGUUUCAAAUGGCUCUGUUUUCUGUCAGUUGUAAAGGAUGUUGCGACGAAAUGCUCAAGAGCGGAGUGGUUUCGAUGAACAACAUGUUUUUACAAAGGUUAGACUCCAUACCCGAACUAGAUGAUCUCAGUGCUAGCGUUUACAGUAAUUUUGGAUUUUAG